Messenger RNA from Thyridium curvatum, 3279 nucleotides. RefSeq lists its product as uncharacterized. The record is from RefSeq and is a predicted model, not a curated record. The transcript is spliced from 2 exons. Gene Ontology annotation, molecular function: RNA binding; protein binding. Bases 1 to 3279 code for a protein of 1092 amino acids. Lineage: Eukaryota; Fungi; Ascomycota; Sordariomycetes; Thyridiales; Thyridiaceae.
AUGUCCGAUAGUCAAUCUCAGGGAGGCCCUGGUGGCGGUCAAGGUCAAGGCCAAGGCAGGAAUGCGGCACCCAGUCAGGAUCCUCAGGGCGGACCCAGUGGAGGCGACCAAGUCCGACCGUUAUGGUCUCAGAUUGCGAGUCGUCCUUCUCAAGCUCAAGGAGGUGGCCUCCAGGCAUCACGGCAUGCUGGAGGUGGUGCUUCUCAAGCCGGUCCCUCUCAAGGCGGCCAAGCCCGACAGUCGUAUCCUCAGGCUGCAGAUGGUCCUUCUCAAGGCGGUUUCCAAGGAGGCGAGUCAUCUGGCCUCCAGUCAUCACGACAUUCUCAAGCUGGACGUGGUACCCCCCGUGGUGGCAACCGACGCGGCCGCGGAAAUCCGCCCCGAAACAGCUCUGGCUGGGGACCCCGUGCCCAAAAUUCCUCUCGAGGUCCAGAUAUUACGAAGUUAGAGAACGACAUUGUUACCUCUCUGAAUAAGGAUACCAAGGCCAUGGCUACCCAGAUGGGUCAGAUGUCUCUUGGAGGAUCUAUUGCGGUCGAUCACAGAAGACUCCCACAGCGUCCAUCCUUUGGUACCCGGGGUGCAGCGGUUGUGAUCCGAGCAAACUACUUUGACUUGCGACUCAACAUUCCGCAAAAGCUGUACCAAUGCAAUCUCGAAGCCGGGUAUGCUGACCAAACCGGCAAGGAAGUGAAGGGCAAGCUCCUCCAGAAGGUGAUCAGUGCUGCUUUGGCAACUCUGCAGAUCGAAUGUCCUUUCGCUACAGAGUUCAAGAACCUGGUUAUCUCUCUCGAGGAGUUUGAGGUUCCCUCAGACCGCAUUGUCCGAUGUCAUUUGCCUCCUCUUGAUCCUGACUCAACGGCGAGCCAGGGCCCUGAAUUCAUGGUCAGGGUUUCUCCCUUCCAGCAGCUGGAUCCCCACGACCUCACUGAGUGGCUGCAGGACAUGCGUGAGAACUCUGAGGGCUUCCCCAAAUAUCAUGACAUCAUCAGUGCCAUGGACAUCAUCAUGGGGCACGCACUGCGGCAGUCAACGGACGUGGCCGCUGUCGGACGAAGUCGAUUCUUUCCCCUUGUGCAGCACCAAGGGCCGAAGGAAGGCAGGCUGCUGUCCAAUGGAUCCAAACUUAUAAUGCGCGGCUUCUUUCAAAGUGUUCGCCCCGCCACCGGAAGGCUUUUGCUGAACGUGAAUGUCACUCAUGGCAUCUUCCGCCCUUCGGGUCCACUAUCUGCUCAACUCAAGGGCCUUGCAUUGAACAAGAUGAAAGGCUAUGAAGCGAAUACAUACGACACUCGCCAAAAGUUGUCCCAAUUCUCCAAGACGAUAUCCAAGGCCCGCGUGCUCUGCGACCUCUUCGACGUCCAAGGCAGGCCAAAGCGGGUUGAGAAGACGAUCAUCGGAUUAGCCGUCAAGGGAGACGGCAACAAGAGAGAACCGACAAAACCCCCUCGGUUCGUACAUCAAUAUGGAGGGCCGCAUCGGGUUUCUUUCUACAUGAGCGCGGACUCAAGCCAGGGCCUGAAGUUGAGCAGGGAUGGAUACAUCAGUGUUGCUGAUUAUUUCAUGCAACGAUACCAGCUGGAGACAGACGCGUCCUUGCCUGUUGUGAACGUUGGAACGACGAGCAAUCCUAUCUAUAUUCCGGCCGAACGCUGCACUAUUCUUGGUGGACAGUCUCUCCGAGGAACCCUCAGCGGCACAGACUCAGCUGAGAUGAUCAGGUUCGCAUGCAGAGCACCUCAGCCGAACGAGAAAUCUAUCCUACAGGAGGGCCGUGCCCUUCUGAAGCUCGACGACAACCCUCUGCUAGAUGCGUUCGGUGUGGAGAUUGGCCCGAACCUGGUCACAGUUCAAGCGCGGGUUCUUCCUAUCCCACAGAUUGACAUGGCGGGAGGAAGCCCGUUGACACCCAGCAAUGCCUCCUGGAAUUUCACAGGGCGCAAGGUUGCACAAGCGGGGAGAACAAUCAACAAGGUGGUCUGGUUUCUUGUCAAGCGGAAUGGGGAUGUGCGCGAGUCUGAGCUCAACGGCCUCAAAGCUCAGAUAAACGAGUGGCUCAAGUUCUGGCAGCAGAGAAUGGGGAUCGCCAUCUCGACACAAGCCCAAAACACCGUAGCCGGGUAUCCUCUCAGCGUCUACGACGGAAGCAUCAUGCAGGAUGUUCACAAUGGAAUGGACCAGAAGCUGAAAGGCCUUGGUACUUUUUCCAUGCCAGGACCCCUUGCAAUUUUGAUCGUUCCGGACAGGGAUACUGAGCUAUACCGGGCUAUCAAGACUUUCGGCGAUGUUAAGCUAGGGAUACACACUCUGUGUGUCACGAAGCAAAAAUUCGACAAGGGCAAGAGCGACCAAUCAAUCACAACCAACAUCGGUCUCAAGGUCAACCUCAAGGUUGGGGGUAUCAACCACAGGCUCAAGCAUGACUUUGCAAUGGUCAAAAACAAGUCUACCAUGUUCGUUGGAUACGAUGUCAUCCACCCAACCAAUCUUCCCAUGAAUGCAAAGGGCCCGGGCACGGCAGACCUGAAAAGCCAGGUCGGCCUCGUCAUCAGCUUGGACGCGGACCUUGCUCAAUGGCCGGCUAUAGCCUGGAACCAGGCUGGUGGCGUCGAGAUGCUCGGUGACGCACUGGUGGACAAGUUUGCCAGCCGGUUGGAUCUGUGGAGUCGGCACAAUGGCAACAAGCUCCCUGAGAACAUUGUCAUAUUCCGAGACGGUGUUUCUGAGAGCCAGUUCGAGCAGGUCAUCGACAAGGAACUGCCUAGCAUUCGCAAGGCGUAUGCCAAAGAGGUCGCCCAGCGCGGACUGAAACCGGAGAAGACGGCGCGCAUCUCGAUCAUCGUCUCUGUCAAGCGUCACCAGACACGCUUCUAUCCAACAGGCGAGGUGACGGGGAAGAACACCAACAUCAAACCCGCAACCGUUGUUGACCGUGGCGUCACGACGGCGCGCUACUGGGAGUUCUUCCUGACGGCCCACGCUGCCGUCCAGGGCACUGCGCGCCCUGCGCGGUACACGGUCAUCUACGAUGAGAUUUUCAAGGCGGACCACGGCAACGGAGCGGCCAACUAUGUGGAGAAGCUCACGCACGACAUGUGCUACGCGUACAACCGCGCCACCAAGGCUGUGAGCAUCUGCCCGCCGGCGUACUUUGCGGACCUGGUCUGCACGAGGGCCCGUCUCCAUAACCAGGACCAGCUGGAGGCGGCCGCUGCUGGAUCGGCGAGCGUUGAUAUCAUGGUCAACAAGAGACUUGCAGACUCUAUGUACUACAUCUGA